This is a messenger RNA of Coregonus clupeaformis (lake whitefish), 840 nucleotides long. RefSeq lists its product as uncharacterized. NCBI's taxonomy places the organism in Eukaryota, Metazoa, Chordata, Actinopteri, Salmoniformes, Salmonidae. The coding region runs from base 1 to 840 and encodes 279 amino acids. The transcript has 3 exons. The record is from RefSeq and is a predicted model, not a curated record.
AUGGCCAUAAAGAAGUGUCUUACCAAACCAACCACCAUCAUCCCCCUGACAGCCUUACAGGAGUGUCUUACCAAACCAACCACCAUCAUCCACCUUAAAGCCAAACAGGAGUGUCUUACCAAACCAACCACCAUCAUCCACCUGACAACCAUACAGGAGUGUCUUACCAAACCAACCACCAUCAUCUCCCUGACAGCCAUACAGGAGUGUCUUACCAAACCAACCACCAUCAUCCCCCUGACAGCCAUGAAGGAGUGUCUUACCAAACCAACCACCAUCAUCCCCCUGACAGCCAUACAGGAGUACAUAAAGGAGUGUCUUACCAAACCAACCACCAUCAUCCCCCUGACAGCCAUAAAGGAAUGUCUUACCAAACCAACCACCAUCAUCCCCCUGACAGCCAUAAAGGAGUGUCUUACCAAACCAACCACCAUCAUCCCCCUGACAGCCAUACAGGAGUGUCUUACCAAACCAACCACCAUCAUCCCCCUGACAACCAUACAGGAGUGUCUUACCAAACCAAUCACCAUCAUCCCCCUGACAGCCAUACAGGAGUGUCUUACCAAACCAACUACCAUCAUCUACCUGACAACCAUAAAGGAGUGUCUUACCAAACCAACCACCAUCAUCCCCCUGACAGCCAUACAGGAGUGUCUUACCAAAUCAACCACCAUCAUCCCCCUGACAACCAUACAAAGGUGUCUUACCAAACCAACCACCAUCAUCCCCCUGACAGCCAUACAGGAGUGUCUUACCAAACCAACCACCAUCAUCCACCUGACAAUCAUAAAGGUGUGUCUUACCAAACCAACCACCACAACCUGCAACCUUAUUCACUAA